Pomacea canaliculata is the source of this 2324-nucleotide messenger RNA. Its product is annotated as tripartite motif-containing protein 2-like. Gene Ontology annotation, molecular function: zinc ion binding. The transcript is spliced from 2 exons. Bases 132 to 1304 code for a protein of 390 amino acids. The record is from RefSeq and is a predicted model, not a curated record. NCBI's taxonomy places the organism in Eukaryota, Metazoa, Mollusca, Gastropoda, Architaenioglossa, Ampullariidae.
GUUCUUUACUUUGUUUUUUGCUCUAUAUCGUCAUCUUUCCGUGUCUUCUGUAUUCAUGUAAUCGUGUUUGUUCUGACCUUAUUUCAGGGGAAGGAACUUUGGAGGCUCUCAGUGCCUUCAGCACGUGCAACAUGUCCGACUCAGGCUUUGCGGUGGAGAAAGACAGCCUGGUGUGUGCAGUCUGCACAGAGGUGUACAGGUCACCCAGAUUUCUACCUUGUUAUCACACCUUCUGUCUGCCGUGUCUAGAGGAGCUGGCCAACAGACAUGGAAGCAUCCUCCCGUGUCCCACGUGCAGAGCCUCUGUCCCGGUCCCGCCAGGUGGCGUGAGUGCUCUACAAGUCAACUUCUACAUGACCGAGGAAGCUCUGGAGUGGGCGCGCAGUGAGGACCUUUACUCCACAUGUCCUGUUCACACUAAACAACAUGUUAUAUUCUAUUGUACACAGUGUGAUCAAGCCAUCUGUAUGAGAUGUAAACUCACUAAACAUGAGGGGCACGUGACCGACGAUCUGUCAGACGCCGCUGUUCGCUGUAAGAAAACGGUUGAAGAACAUCUCCAUCGUCUUGAUGAUUCUAUUCAAGUCCUGAUUGAGCACGCGGAGGCCGUUGUCAAAAUUGAGGAGCGAGCCAAAGAGAAGCGAGAUGCAGUGGCAGGACAGAUUCGAGCACGGUAUGACGUCAUUGUGGAGAUGGCAGGGAAAUGUCGAGACCACGCGCUGAGAGAACUACAGACGAUGGACGGUGUGGAGGAUGAGCUGGCCCUGCGUUCACAGAAAGUUCAGGAUGAACUGCUGACAUUGAUAUCACUUCGAGAGCGUGCUUCGGUGGCGCUGAGUUCGUCCUGUGACACGGACAUCCUGCAGGUGGAGAGAGAGAUGAGGAGGAGAGAAGGAAGCCCUCGGAGGCUGAGAAACCUUGACGUUGGACUGACGACCAUCACGUGGCCCGGUCUCCAUAGCGACUUCUCUAACGACCUAGAGGACCACAUGAAGAGGUUUAUCGGGUCUCCAGUCACACUCAGUUUUCCUUUUGAUAACAAGAUCAUUCGAGUUAGUCAAUGUGCUGAUGGGGAAUGUCGGGAAGUGCACGCUCUGCGGGAAAUGAAAGACAAACGAAUUAAGGUGUCGUAUGGGGGGCCUGGAGGGGACUUCUCCAAAGUAAAGGAAGUAUGGUUGAACCCGGAUGGUUCUCAAAACAAGAGCUGGGAACAUGGAACACGUGUAUCGUACAAUCCGCUUUCAGAUCAUUCGGUACUAAAAUGGAAAGAUCCAGCAAAAGGAAAAAUUUUAUUCCAAAAGUGACAGGAUGUUUCUCCUACAACAGGACUGUGACACUGGUCAGUGUUAUGUAUGUUCUGUGGACCUCGAAUUGGGAGACAGAAAAGGAGAAGUUCACCUCGGUACAAUUUUGAGUCGCCCAAAUGAAUCUGUCCACUUAAUACACAAUUUUGACUCAAAUAAAUCGGGAACGUUCUUCGUUCUGAUAGAUGAAAUUAAAGGCGAUAAGAUAAAGAAAGAACAAAGGACGAAUGGCCAGGAACAAACGGACGGAAGGAAUCCCCGUGUUGUUCGUCUUUAUUCUCACAAAUGUAACUCACCCCUAGCGACCUACACAUCACCGCUACAACCAUUCUUCCCAACAGACGUCUGCUUUUACACCCAACACUUGCUGCUGAUCGCUGACUGGAUGAAUGAUUGCGUGCACGUGGCCAAAGUUGCUGACAAUGACCUCAGGUUCAUGGACUAUCUCCCAGGCAGUGGCGCCAUCGUGCGGCCCACAGCUCUGAACCUUGACCUUAACGGCCACUUGAUGAUCGGAUGUGGGGACGGGUGGGUGCUGAGAUACCCUUUUGAUGUUCAUGCAAUGGAGAAAAGACUGUCUUCAAUGAAGUAGGAAAUAGUUGAAUUACUUAAGUACUCAUUUUGAUAACAAACUAAAAUGGAAUGUGAAUUCUAAAAUAUUUAUGGAAGCAAUAAAAAUGUUCUGUCUUUUGUGGGUCUCGCCAAUGUCGGAAUAACUCUUAUACCACGAUACUACACACAGGGAGGACAACUCGUGCUUCCAAAACGCUACAAUGUGUGGUUAUUCUGAUGUUGAAAGAGAAGGUGACAUAUUAUGUAGGUGUGAGUGCGAGAGAGAACAAAUAAUUUGCAUACAAAGAGAUCUGAACUACAAUUUACUCUUUACCACUAAAAUAAGUUUCUGGUAAUUUUCUCUAAUGUUUCAUGUGAAAAUAGCUCCCCAUCGAGCUGUUGCCUUUACCUGAAGCAGUCACAAGGAAUAUAAUUGUAGACGUGUAGAUAGUUUCCUCUGUUCGACAA